GACGAUUGCCUCCUUCCUAAGGAACCAGGCUUCUGCAAAGCGUUUUUCCAGCGAUAUUACUUUGAUAAAUCCAGCGGUCAGUGCAAGAGGUUCAUCUACGGUGGUUGUCAGGGAAACGGAAAUAACUUUCUCACAAAGCAGGAAUGUGAGAAAAGAUGUAAGUAAUCAAGAAAAAUCCCUAUUUCGACGCGAGCUGUAUAUUUGUGGCACUUACAUGCAUGACGGGAGUAUUAACGGAGAAACGAAGCAAUCUUGGUGGAAGUUUUGGCGAUGAUAGCAUUUAUUUAGUAAUCUAUCUUUUUUUCUGUCCAUUCAAGGUACAUGCUUUUUCCCUAAGGAAACUGGACCGUGUAAAGCCAAGAUCAGUAGAUAUUACUACAACCACCGCACCGAAAAAUGCGAAAAGUUCUAUUACGGAGGUUGCAUGGGAAACGUAAACAACUUUAAAAGAAUUCGACAAUGUGACAAAACCUGCCCUUGUAAGUAAUUCAAGAUAAUUUUGAUAUCGUCAACUUAGUUGAUAAUGUAAAUUUGCCACAGUAAAGAGUUUCAAAGCUGAUGCUCUCAAAGCUUCAGAACAAAUGAUUGCUUGUAGAUAAUUGUCUGGUUGUACGAAAACCGUCCUUAAAUGAGCCUCGAUGUAAUAACUGUUAUAAUCGGUACAAGCCACACGUACAACAACAACAAAAAAAAUAUAUAGAUAAUAUAAAGGCCAAAAUCAUGCGUUUCAAUAGAAAGCCAUAAUUAAUUUUGCCUUGCGUUUGUUAGCCUCGUCAUGGUACAUGUAGAUUUUGUUGUCAUUUUGUUUGUUCAGCUGUUAAACCAAAGUCAAUUUGCCACCAGCCGAAAAAAGUAGGACCAUGCAGGGCCCGGAUCCCUCGAUAUUUCUACAACAAACGUACUAAAAGAUGUAAGAAGUUUUAUUAUGGUGGAUGUCGGGGUAACCAGAACAAUUUCAAGAAACUUAAUGAGUGCAGGAGCGUUUGUGUCUGUAAGUUU
Messenger RNA from Pocillopora meandrina, 999 nucleotides. The record is from the annotation of a GenBank genome assembly. NCBI's taxonomy places the organism in Eukaryota, Metazoa, Cnidaria, Anthozoa, Scleractinia, Pocilloporidae.